Coturnix japonica (Japanese quail) is the source of this 928-nucleotide messenger RNA. RefSeq names its product phosducin like 2 (gene PDCL2). Gene Ontology annotation, cellular component: cytoplasm. The record is from RefSeq and is a predicted model, not a curated record. Lineage: Eukaryota; Metazoa; Chordata; Aves; Galliformes; Phasianidae. Gene Ontology annotation, biological process: protein folding.
UGCCACUAUGAGGUACAUGGAACCGUUAGAACCCGGUUCUGCCCCAACCGCCACCGUGAAGAGCGGCAGGGCUGCGGGAGGCCAUGCAGGACCCAAAUGAAGAUACCGAAUGGAAUGACGUAUUAAGAAAGUUUGGAAUUCUUCCUCCAAAAGAAGAGCCAAAAGAUGAAACUGAAGAUAUGGUUUUACGCUUGCAGAAGGAAGCAGAAGUGAAACCAUAUGAAAGAAUGAGCCUUGAAGAAUUAAAAGAAGCUGAAGAUGACUUUGAUGAAGCUGAUAGGAAGGCUAUUGAGAUGUACAGGCAGCAACGCUUGCAAGAAUGGAAAUGUCUUCAGAGGAGGCAAAAGUAUGGGGAGCUGAGAGAAAUCAGUGGGGAGCAGUACGUUAAGGAAGUUACAAAUGCUCCUGAGGAUGUUUGGGUCAUAAUUCAUCUUUAUCGGUCAAGCGUCCCAAUGUGCCUACUAGUCAAUGAACAUCUCAGCCUCUUAGCCAGGAAGUUUCCGGAAGCCAAAUUUAUCAAAGCCGCGGUGAACAGCUGCAUCCAGAGUUACCAUGACAGGUGUUUACCCACAAUACUCGUCUACAAAAACGGUGAAAUAAAAGCCAGGUUCAUCGGGGUGGCUGAGUGUGGCGGGAUGUAUCUUAAAGUGGAAGAGCUUGAAUGGAAGCUAGCAGAAGUUGGAGCAAUUGAAAGUGACUUAGAAGAAAACCCCAAAAAGGACAUUAUAAAUCUGAUGACAUUAUCAAUGCAAAGCAUUUCUGUUCAUGAAAACAUCAAUACAAAAGGCAGAGAUGUGCUGAAACCACUUAUUACUUGAGGAUGAGUUUUCCAUGUGGGUAACCUGCUCAGGCUCAAACCAGCACGAAUGUAGCUUUCUAUUGCUUUUGAAAGUCUGAAACAAUAAAACGGGAUUUUGUUUCGCUUGUA